This is a messenger RNA of Trichophyton rubrum CBS 118892, 1062 nucleotides long. RefSeq lists its product as uncharacterized. The coding region runs from base 396 to 638 and encodes 80 amino acids. The record is from RefSeq and is a predicted model, not a curated record. Lineage: Eukaryota; Fungi; Ascomycota; Eurotiomycetes; Onygenales; Arthrodermataceae. The transcript has a single exon.
CCCCCCCCCUCCACCGGGGGUACUUCGUCGACAGUAUAAUUCUCACGGCAUCCCAUCUACAUAUACCCCCUUUAUACUUGUUCCUAUUCACUUCUUUUGAUAAGACAGAAGCGGGAGAACUCCAUAACAAAAUAAUCCAGUACAUAUACGAAACACUUCGCUCAAUACAUUAAGAUAUGGAUCUCGAGUUCGACGAACAUGGAUAUUAUAUCCUACUUUCAGAUCGUGGGGAUAGUUGGCGAUUCCACUGGGGCCUCUACCUUGCCAAAACAAAAACAUCACCAUCUCGUCAAUGACACGCCCUCGACUGACUGGCGAUUAGAAGUCAAAGAGAGCGGCAAUGUGCUUCAGUCCAAUAAACUCUUGGUGCCCUGAAGAUCGGAAUCAUUGAGCCGAUGUUGCAUGAGAUGCUAGGGCAAUGCCUCAUUGAAAUCCCUAUCGAGUAUUCCACCCGCUUUAAGGAGAACAUCACCUGUCGAGUCUGGCUUAAGGAGGCCGUCCAUGAGCUCAACGAAAGGGGCCUACUGAAUCUCCAUGAAUCUGUCGAUUCGAUAGAGUUUGAAGCGAAUAGCACAGCUUUGUCUAGCAAGGCCACAAAGAAAAAGUCCGUCAAAUUAUCCAUGGGGACUUGUCCGUGACUUGGUCACUCCCCUGUCCCGCGGUACACGGACACGCAAAGAGCUAGUAAUCGUGAGCAGGGACCUAGUGAAAUGAACAGAGACAAAAUGAAUACUUUCAUAGAUGGCACCUUCUUACAUGGUCCCACGGCUUGCUAUUGUAUUUGCCCCCUUAAGUUUUCCUCUCAAUUAUCUAGGAGUAUCACUGUAUCGGAGUGUGAUGUCUUUUGGUGGGCAUUGGCUAGCCCGGAGCACAUGGACAAGGAGAAUUAUUCAAAUCUAUAUUUCCUUCUGAUACUGCGCUUUCACAAACCUCCCUCAUAAGUCCGGAGCUGUAGUUGAAGAAAUCAGUCAUUUUGGAAGCGAGAAGAAACCCACCCCCACUGGGCACUACUUCACGCUUGGUCCCCUGAGUUAACUGAGGAGUUAAGGCUGCCCCUGGACC